Molecule: messenger RNA, 1110 nt
Organism: Salvia splendens (bonfire salvia)
Lineage: Eukaryota; Viridiplantae; Streptophyta; Magnoliopsida; Lamiales; Lamiaceae
Product: zinc finger CCHC domain-containing protein 10
Exons: 2
Coding region: 145-936 (263 amino acids)
Molecular function (GO): zinc ion binding; nucleic acid binding
Source: RefSeq, a predicted model, not a curated record
GGGUGCUAACAAUAUUUUACCAAAGUGUAGGCCGCGGAGUGCAAUAAAUUAAGACACUUUAGAAACGAAUUUGUCAAGGAAGGGUUUCAAAUUGGCUACCUCUCUUCAUAAAUCAGAAUAGUAAAAGGUUUUGGCUGUUUGGCAAUGUCGAGCAAUAAAGAUGAUGGUGCAGCGGAGAGAAUCAAGGCAGCUGCUCUAUCAGCUGCGAAGGGGCUGAGCCGUGCCCAGGCGGAGCGGGCUGCCACUGCGGCUGCACGGAAUGUGAAUGCAUAUGGGCAGAAGGAAGAGGGUCCGAGUAGAUGGCAAGAGAGGAAAGAAGCCAAGAGGCAAAUGUAUUUGAUGAGUACCGAGAAACAAGUGAGAUUGGGUGAAAGGAAGGAUCUCAAGAGCUCCACUUCAUCGGUUGCUUCAGCUUCGCAAUGCCAGAAGUGCUACCAGAUGGGGCAUUGGACGUAUGAAUGCAAGAACGAGAGGGUUUACAUUUCAAGACCUUCACGCACGCAGCAGCUGAAGAACCCGAAGCUGAGAAUGAAGGUCUCCAUCUCUUACGACUUGGAUAACCCGGAUGUUCCCGUGGAGGAUAAGGGUGAAAAGCGGGUGAAGAAGAGCAAAAGGAAGCAUAAGUCUGAUAAGGAGUCUGAUAAUGACAGUGAGGCCUCAGUUUUUGAAUCUGACAGUGGUGCCUCUUCAGUGACGGGUUCGGAUGAGUCUUCAGGGGACAGUGAGUCCAGUGAUAGUUCCUCGACUGAUUCUGAAGAGGAGAGGAGGGGGAGGAGGAAGAGCAAGAAGAAAAAGAAGCAGCAGAGGAAGAGAAGGCAUCGGAGUUACAGCUCUUCAUCGGAGUCCUCAGAAUCUGAUUCUGGUUCGGACUCUGAAUCUGAGGAUAGGUGUAGUCGAAGGAAGGGUAAGAGCAGGAGGCAUGGCAAAAGGCACUGAGUGGUAUAAUCUCCUAUAUUAUUAUCCAUCCUUAUCCUUUUAACCCUUUAGUUUGUUUGUCUUGUUAAUCUUGAUGUAAUAAACCCUUUAGAUUUAAGUGUUUCAUUCUGUUUGUUUUCAAGUGAAAGUUGUGGACUUUUCUCUACUGAGAUGAAGUGAACUAUUGUUUUGAUA